GCGUUGAAAUUUUUUGACUAAAAACCAAAAGAAAUCAUUGAGGAACGUGUGUUGAGAACAAAAUCGGUCAAUGUUCAGGAAAAUGGUGACACGACCACAAUUAAUUUCGGCAAUGUUAUCAAUUGAUAACAUUGAUGAUAAUAUAUACAGAUCCGAGGGUCCGCAUAUUGGUGGCAUUUUUGGAGUCAAUCGGCUUUUUGGAGGGUAUAUUGCUGGUCAAGUGUAUGAAGCUGUUCGAAUAUACAAAAAUAAAAUUAAAGACGAAAAUGUGAUCUUUAGCAUGCACUAUAAUUUUGUUUCUGCAGGUGAUCCGAGAAAGUUAAUUGACAUUAAAAUCGAAAAAGUCGGAAAUGUGUACACUGCUGAUGUCUAUCAUGAAAACAAAAAAAUUGGAUUGGCUCACAUUAAAGUUAGAAAAAUUUAGGAUAGGAUUAAAUAUCAACCUUUUAGACUGACAGCAAGUUUCUCAGAAAAAUACCAUUUCCAUCGGAUGUGCCGGGACUUUUAUCUUUACCAAACAUGGAACGACAAAUUGAAAAUCAGCUAUCUACAAAACAAAGAAAAGAUUUUGAACUAUUUUUGAAGCACGUGGUUUUUGAUAUUCGUCCUUUAUAUAUGCUGUCUGGUCCGGCUUCUGGCGAACACAGAGUGGUUUACUAUGCACGGCUUACUCCAGAGUGCAUUGGUGUGUUUAAAAAAAACGUAACUUUUAAUUAAAAACAUAGCUGACUGAAAAAAAUUCAAAAAGGCAGAAAUUCUGAGAAAAGUAAUACCGCUUAUUUUGAUGGUUAUUGUUGACAAAUUUGUAUACCAUAAAGUUCAAAGGAAACGUUUUUCUGGAAAAGUUGUAAAUUUGUUACGUAUUUCUAACUUCAUUCACUUCUCCUACUGAUUCAUAGAGCUGAACCGAACGUCCAGUUUCCGAAUUCUGGGAAAUUUGGUGUCUAGCUUUGAGAUGUUACAGAAGGUUUUAAUACCUUUUUUUGACAGUGUCUAUGAUUUUUGUCUUGUCGCAAUACACUAUCUCUGUUUUCAAAAUUCCAAAAAUCUGGAACGUGAAAUGAAUACUCGAGAAAUGACACUGGGAAAAACGGUGCGUUCGAUUUGCCCGCCCAAUUGCAUUUACCUGUUGAAAAUGUGCAUUUACAACUUAAAUCAACAGUUUAGUAAUGUUAUAUGAGGCUGAAGUCCCAAAUCUAUAAAUAGGUAUUAAAGUAAUGCAAGAUUACAUUUUCCUGACCGUUACACCAAUUAUUUGACUACUUAUUCAAAUUUUUAAAUCAAAAAAAAUCAGAAAACUAUGCCCAUAAAAUUUUCAAUUCAGACAUUAUCCGAGAAGAUGGAGGAAUGGUAGCGGUUGUAGCUUUAUCUGAUUUUAUGGUUCUGCAGUCAGUGCAAAAUGCAAUCAACAAAGCUGGACUUAGAAUGAGCACUGGAGCAUCGUUACAUCACAAAAUCCACUUCCAUCAGGAGAGGGUUGAAGCUAUCCAAUGGUUUCUGGUGGAAACCAGAACUGAAAUUGCAACAGGAAACAAAGCAAAAAUAUUCGGGGAAGUAUUCGACAGCAACAAGGAAUGUGUCAUGUCAUUUAUUCAGGAAGCAUAUGUCGUUCCAAAAGAAGUCGAACCAGAAAACUCAAAACUGUAAUUUUUGUGAUUAACAUGAAUAUUAACUCUGAAUAAAUGAAAUGUGUGAUU
This is a messenger RNA of Caenorhabditis elegans, 1697 nucleotides long. Its product is annotated as HotDog ACOT-type domain-containing protein. Gene Ontology annotation, molecular function: fatty acyl-CoA hydrolase activity. The transcript is spliced from 4 exons. The record is from RefSeq and is marked reviewed. Gene Ontology annotation, biological process: acyl-CoA metabolic process. Lineage: Eukaryota; Metazoa; Nematoda; Chromadorea; Rhabditida; Rhabditidae. Bases 83 to 424 code for a protein of 113 amino acids.